Messenger RNA from Mollisia scopiformis, 900 nucleotides. RefSeq lists its product as uncharacterized. The record is from RefSeq and is a predicted model, not a curated record. The transcript is spliced from 4 exons. The coding region runs from base 1 to 900 and encodes 299 amino acids. Lineage: Eukaryota; Fungi; Ascomycota; Leotiomycetes; Helotiales; Mollisiaceae.
AUGCUUGCUCAGCAGGGAGUGUGUAUAUGGGCCAUUGUCAAUGGCAUGGGGAAUCGUGAAGUGGAUAUGACUAUGAAAGAGUUACUACUACAAGCAAGAGUCCUUGUUGCAGUGUCCACGACAUGGAUCUUUAGUACCACGGUCAUCAAGUUAGCUGUCCUUGCAUUGUACCUACGAAUCUUCACUACACCUGGAUUUCGACGAUGGGCGGUCUCUCUUAUGGUCAUCGAUGUUUGUUUUGGGAUUACCUUCCUUGUUGUCUUCAUAACACACUGCAACCCAGUCUCCCAACAAUGGGACCCUGUUCCGUGGGGCUCGUGCAGGUCUCUGACAUCCUCUGAGUUAUCUUCUAUCUCUCUCAAUCUGGUCCUCGACACGGCGAUUGUUGUCCUGCCUAUGCCGUGGCUUUGGAAUCUACGAAUGGCAUUAAGCCACAAACUUGUUGUGAUGGUCAUGUUUGGUUUCGGCUUUGCAACUAUCGCCAUCAUGUGCUACCGUCUCGACCAAACGGUCCAUAGUGACCCAGAUCCAAUGAUUGCUACUGCAAGAAUUGGCCUCCUAAGCAAUCUCGAACUCUGGCUCGGGAUCAUUGUUACCUGCUUACCUACAAUGGCGCCUUUCUUCAGGACAAAUCUGCUACCCGGCCUGUCAAAGCUCUCCCGUAAGCUCUAUGGUAGCUCAGCUCCGUCCUCAAAAGAGGAGACUCCACGAGUGCAGCUAAGGACUUUUGGUGGCUCCGGACCUCCCGUAUCCAAGGACAACAAAAACUACACGGAGCUAUUGCGAGUUCAGCAAUACGGAAGUGUCGCCAAGCAGCGAUGGAAUUCAUGUACAAAAGCAAUUCCAGACAAUGGAUACGUAACCAGGAGUCGUUCAUAUUGUGCUUUUGUGCACGCAUAG